This is a messenger RNA of Diatraea saccharalis (sugarcane borer), 537 nucleotides long. The record is from the annotation of a GenBank genome assembly. NCBI's taxonomy places the organism in Eukaryota, Metazoa, Arthropoda, Insecta, Lepidoptera, Crambidae.
AGAGGAGGAAAUUUGUCUUCGGUUCUGGGUUCAGGAUCAGGAUUUUGAGAAAUAAAAUUUUGUGUGAAAUUAUUUAAUAUUUACAGAAAAUAAAUCACAAUGUCCGAUCUUCCAUAUGGACCACCAGUGCGAGUAUCGCCGUUGAUCAGGUUUGGUCGUUGGUCAUUUUUGACUGCUGGUAUUCUCUAUGGAGCAUUCCACCAAAACAGACUCUCAAAGAAAGAGGCCAAGUUCCGUGAAAUUGAAGCUAAAGAGAAGGUCAUCAGGGAUGCUAAACUUAAAGAGGAGAAGGCCAGGGCAGCUGCUGCUGAGAUCAAAGCCUUAGAAGAGAUGGUGAAUAAGAAAUGAACUGAAACCUGAAAAUCCUAGUUCUAAGCUAAUAGUGAUGACUGUCUUGUAAAGUUACACCAUUUUGAAUUAACAAAUCCUUGUAUGUAUAAGAUACAAUUUACAGAUAGACCUUUAUUCUAUAAUAUCAAAGUGGUGAUUUCCAUCAACUUUUCAAUGUUGUAUUUAAAAUAUAGGUGAUUAUUGAGU